Messenger RNA from Mycotypha africana, 1308 nucleotides. Its product is annotated as RlpA-like double-psi beta-barrel-protein domain-containing protein-containing protein. The coding region runs from base 388 to 876 and encodes 162 amino acids. The transcript is spliced from 2 exons. The record is from RefSeq and is a predicted model, not a curated record. Lineage: Eukaryota; Fungi; Mucoromycota; Mucoromycetes; Mucorales; Mycotyphaceae.
GUCUUUUGUACUUGCGCCAGCUGAAAGGGAGAUUCAACGAGUACUGUCUUGUAUCGCUUCUAAUUCAUAAGGAUGAAUCAGCAGGGCGUGGUAGUUAGACCAUAUGUUCCUGUCGCUCUAUUCCAGGGCCGAAGCAACUCAUGUUAAAGAGAAUCGGGUCCCUUUGUUUCAUGUCAGCUUUUUGAGGAAAUUGUUUCGUAUUGGAGGACCUUGAAAAAGUUUGACUUGAACAUUUUCUUUGCACCUCAAUUUACGACACGCGAUAAGUAGGCGUGUAUGUAUAAAAGAACAAGAAUUUAAUGUUCCAUUAAUUAAGUAUUCUUUCUUUCUUCUACAGUCGAGUAGAUCUGUUCCACUUCUAGUUCAUAAUCAGCAUCGAUCAGCAAUAUGUUUUCCAUUUCUCGUAACAUUAUUACCGCUUUAAUCGCCUUAGCUGUUUGUCUGUAUGUAUCAGCUGCACCUGCCGCUUCUACUACCAACGAUAUUGAUCUCAAAACUGUGGAAUCAUUGAUCAAACCAGCUAUCAAAAAUUUCAAAAAGAAACCUCACAAAAAAUCUCACAAGAAAACGGGUACUUAUACUGGCGAUGGUACUUAUUACAACCUAGGUCUGGGCUCUUGUGGCUGGGAAAACGACGAUGAUGAUAUGGCUGCUGCCAUCAAUCAUGAGCAAAUGAGAAAUGGUGGUAACCCAAAUAGAAACCCCAAUUGUGGUCGUUCUAUUACCGUACACGGACCAAAUGGUAGCGUAAAAGUUAAGGUUGUUGAUACAUGCCCCGCCUGUGGACACGGUGAUGUUGAUUUGUCUCCAGCCGCUUUUGAAAAGAUCGCUGACUUGGAAAAUGGAAGAGUUCCUAUCUCUUGGUCUUGGAACUGAUCAACAAAUACAAGUUCUCUGGUAGAAAACUCAUUGAUUUCUGUAAAUGAAGAAGCUUGAUGCUCUUCUCCGUUUAUUUUCAGGCCGGCUCCUGUUAAUACAUAGCAAUAAACCUUGCCAAGUCUUUUGAUAAGACUUAACUAUGUAAAAUCUGUUCGCAAUGCUGUUGUGUUUUUUUCGUUUGGGAUAUUGUAAACUUUUUCAGAUUUUCUUGUAAGAAAUGAAGCCUUCCUUCGUGUGCCGAUCAAUACAUCAUGCGAAUUACAUCUGUGUUGGGCUCGGUUUUGUAACUGCUAAUAGUUAAGCAGGAUCAAGCAAAUUCUGGAAAUACAAUGCUAAAAUCAUUCUUGUAAAAUCGUGGGGCUUGAUUAUUUUUUUGAAUUUGAGCGCUAAAGAAUAUUGUCGAUAAAUGACGCUGUGCAAAUUUUACAG